Zygotorulaspora mrakii is the source of this 741-nucleotide messenger RNA. It is a transcript of the gene ADE8, whose product is annotated as phosphoribosylglycinamide formyltransferase. The transcript has a single exon. Gene Ontology annotation, cellular component: cytoplasm. Lineage: Eukaryota; Fungi; Ascomycota; Saccharomycetes; Saccharomycetales; Saccharomycetaceae. The record is from RefSeq and is a predicted model, not a curated record. Gene Ontology annotation, molecular function: phosphoribosylglycinamide formyltransferase activity. The coding region runs from base 1 to 741 and encodes 246 amino acids. Gene Ontology annotation, biological process: 'de novo' IMP biosynthetic process.
AUGUUUUCAAAUUACAUGUUGAAGAGCACAACGCUUCAAUAUACAAGGUUAUUACUCUUCGUAUUUCGCUUUUCGCUCGUUAGCAUAAUGGGGGGCAAGGCUCUAAGGAUAAGUGUAUUAAUAUCUGGAUCUGGCUCCAAUUUACAAGCGCUAAUUGACGCAGAGGCUAAGAAAGAAUUGGGCAAUGCCAAGAUUGUGUCGGUCAUUUCGUCAAGCAAAAAGGCUUUUGGAUUGACAAGGGCGACUAAAGCUAAUAUUCCAACAAGGGUGCACUCUUUGUUCCCAUAUACAAGAGAUAUUUCAAAAGAUGAUAGAGAAAAAAGAGCAGACGCUAGGGUGGAGUUUGAAAAAGAUCUUGCAGAAGUGGUCUUAGGUGAUGAACCUGAUCUAGUUGUAUGUGCAGGGUGGUUACUAAUUCUUGGAGCAGAAUUUUUGAGACGCACAAAGCGGGUUCCUAUAAUCAACCUACAUCCAGCCUUGCCAGGCGCGUUCGAUGGUACGACGCAUGCAAUCGAAAUGGCAUGGCAGAAAGCGCAGGAUACAAAGAAACCUUUGGUAGCGGGCUGUAUGGUACAUUAUGUCAUCGAGGAAGUAGACAGAGGAGAGCCCAUUGUCAUUAAGGAAUUGGAAAUCGUCCCAGGCAAGGAGACGUUAGAAGAAUACGAAGAAAGAGUCCAUGAUACGGAACAUUCAGCUAUAGUUGAAGCCACGAGGAAAGUAAUACUUCAAAAGAGUAAUUAG